This is a messenger RNA of Ylistrum balloti, 1968 nucleotides long. Its product is annotated as glucosidase 2 subunit beta-like. Gene Ontology annotation, molecular function: protein binding. The record is from RefSeq and is a predicted model, not a curated record. The transcript has 16 exons. Bases 30 to 1646 code for a protein of 538 amino acids. Gene Ontology annotation, cellular component: glucosidase II complex. Gene Ontology annotation, biological process: N-glycan processing. Lineage: Eukaryota; Metazoa; Mollusca; Bivalvia; Pectinida; Pectinidae.
GUCACUCUUUAUCAACGAAAAGGUUCAACAUGAUCAUGAAGGCAUUGCUGAUAAACUGUUUCAUAGUUAUUACGUCUGCUACCAUCCCGAGACCAAGAGGAGUAGCCGAUUCAAAUGCAUCCCACUAUCAGCCUAACAAUGAAGGUGUGUUUGUUUGUAUUGAUGGCUCUCAGACUUUCCCGUAUUCCUAUGUGAACGAUGACUAUUGUGACUGUGCUGAUGGAUCUGAUGAACCAGGUACAUCUGCUUGCCCAAAUGGCAAGUUCACUUGCACCAAUGCCGGACAUCGACCACUGAUAGUUCCAGCUUCCCGUGUCAAUGAUGGUGUUUGUGACUGUUGUGAUGGAACCGACGAAUAUUCAGGAAACAUAGCCUGUGUCAACACUUGUCAAGAACUUGGGAAGAAACACAAAGAGGAGGUGGAGCGUAUCAUGAAACUACAAGAAGAAGGCAUAAAAAAGAAGAAAGAAUUUGCUGAAACUGGCAAGAAGAUGAAAGAAGAAAAAAAGGCCAGACUUGAGCAAUUACAAACAGACAGAGAAUCAGCUGAGGCAGAACGCCAGGAAUUGGAAACCAAGAAAGAAGAAGCUGAAGCUCCUGAGAAGGAAGCAAAAGAUAAACAUCAACAGGCCUGGGAUGAAGAGAAAGCUCGUAGAUCAGCAGAAAAAGAGGCAGCUGCUGCCUCAACAGCCUUCCAGGAACUGGACUCCAACAAUGAUAACUUUGUUGAUGUCUUAGAGAUGGUCAUUCACAAUGAGUUUGAUAUUGACUCCAAUGGUGUGGUCAGUGAAGAGGAAGCAAAGGAACAUCUGGAAGAGGCAGAUAAAGUAGACAUGGACACAUUUGUUUCCAAAAUCUGGCCAAACGUCAAACAAAUCUACAAACCCUUGGUUCCUGAAGAAAGUCAAGCUGAUGGGGAGGCCUCACCCCCAGCAGACUCACAGGGAGAGACAGCCACUCCCCCAGACGAGGAAGCUAAAGACUCUCCCAACUCCCUUCCUCCCCCUCCUCUGGACCCUGAGGAUGAAUAUGAUGAAGAGGAGGAGGAGGAAGAGGAUGAGGAGGAUGAGGAUGACAUGGAUGAUAGGGAUGAUUAUCAUGAUACUGCAGAAGACACAGAGGAUAAAAUGCCUGAUUAUGAUGAGGAGACUCAGGUUCUAAUAGAAGCUGCUGAUAUUGCUAGGAAUGCUUUCAUUGCUGCUGAUGAGAAAGUUAAAUCCAUCGACAGAGAAAUAUCAUCGCUGCAGAGCUACAUGAACCUGGACUUUGGUAAUGAUGAGGAAUUUUCGGUCCUGAAGGAUCAAUGCUUUGAGUACACUGAUCGGGAGUACACCUACAAGUUAUGUGCUUUUGACCGCGCCUCACAAAGACCAAAGUCUGGGGGCUCAGAGACAAGUCUUGGAACCUGGGGGAAAUGGAGUGGUCCGGAGAAUGACCGUUACUCUUCUCAGCUGUAUGAGCGUGGACAGAAUUGCUGGAAUGGCCCAGACAGAUCUGUUAAAGUCCAUUUUAAAUGUGGCCCAGAAAAUCAAUUGACCAAUGCCUAUGAACCUAGCCGUUGUGAAUAUGCAUUCGACUUUAUUUCACCUGUUAGCUGUUCAGGGAAAAUAUCACCGAUGGAUCCACAUUCUCACGAUGAACUCUGACCUAAAAUUCACUAUGAAUUUGUAUUUAAAACAUUUCUAUCAACCUAAUUUUUAUGUAACUUUUUCUUUUGUUAAAUUAUAACCAUUAUCAACUGUACACAUUAUGCACUCAACUUUUUUUGUACUUUUGAAGAUGUCAAAUCCAUAUUUGUUCAUUGCCAAUUAGGAAAUGUUAAGAUUGUAGGAAAAUGGAAAACAAGAAGGUGUCUUUGACAUUAAUUGCUUUUGUUUAUAAUUGACAUCAGUUGAAGUGCUGUUCAGGGAAAAGUUUUUUUCAAUCAAAUAUCUCAUCUUAUGUUCAUCUUAUGUGUAAUAAAUUCUG